Molecule: messenger RNA, 1802 nt
Organism: Anastrepha obliqua
Lineage: Eukaryota; Metazoa; Arthropoda; Insecta; Diptera; Tephritidae
Product: all trans-polyprenyl-diphosphate synthase PDSS2-like
Exons: 4
Coding region: 310-1638 (442 amino acids)
Biological process (GO): isoprenoid biosynthetic process; ubiquinone biosynthetic process
Cellular component (GO): transferase complex; mitochondrion
Molecular function (GO): prenyltransferase activity
Source: RefSeq, a predicted model, not a curated record
UUCAACAAACCGGUUUCGGUUGUAAAGAAUGUGUAAAAGGUGUGUGAUACCAAUUCGCGUAGAGACUCACAAGGCAAAGCAUCAAGUAAACAAACCGAAUUUCUCAACAAAAAGGCAACAGAUUGAUUGCGUGUGCUGUCUUUCUAACUAACAGCAACGACGACUUGAGUUUCACUUUCCAGCAAGUGAAGUUGACGCAGAGCGUUGAAGAAAAUUUAAAGUAAACUGGCACAAAGAGCUUAUGCUAAAAGUAUAAUUUCUUGAGUUAAUCCUUAACUUUUAGGCGAAAAAAAAUAUAUAUAGUGCAAAAUGUGGAAACGUAUAUCUAUCCAAACAGGCCUCCUACAUGUUGGCAGAGGCAAAAAUCAGUUCCGCUUGCGCUCUUUGGCACCUGCUUUCACUUUAACUUUUACACAACCCAAUUUACGUGCAUUAACGUCAACGUCAGCAGCGAAGCCAACGCCUCCGAAACAUGACUGGAAUCGUGCUGUCAGCGAGGCAGAACGUAUUGUAGGCUACCCCACCUCAUUCCUCAGUUUACGAUGGCUUUUGAGUGAUGAAAUCGCUAAUGUAGCUUUACAUCUGCGGAAACUAGUGGGUAGCAAUCAUCCUCUACUUAAGACGGCAAAGCAUUUACUUUAUAAUGGUAAAAACACAAUGCAAGCCUGGGGCCUAAUUGUGCUUUUGAUAUCAAAGGCCGCUGGUCAUGCACCUUCAGUACCAGAUAUGGAGCAAGAUAAAAGCGCCGGAGUGCUGCAUUCCCAACGCGCUUUGGCUGAAGUCACAGAAAUGAUUCGAAUCUCCCAUUUAGUGCACAAUAGCUUGGUAAAUUUGCAACCAUCAUCAGAGGCGGGGAAGGAUACAGCCUCUUAUGAAGACAUGGCAUUUGGUAACAAAAUCGGUUUACUCACUGGGGACUAUCUACUUGGUCACUCAAGCGCUGAAUUAGCUAACCUACGCAAUCAAGAAGUGGUGGAGUUAAUUUCCUCCGCAGUUCGUGAUUUUUCGGAGUCGCAAUUCAUUGGAGAGCGUGACGAACAAAAUAAUCCAUUACCAAAAAAACCUGGAACUGAAACACCUAAAGCCAAUGGCACAACAACAACAGAAAGCAUAGAUUUCGACGUGAAUGAUGUUAUGAUACCUAUGAAUAUCUCUAAAGUUAUGGGCAUUCCAGAAAAGGAAUGGGAAUGUCGAAAUAUAUUAAACGCAGGCAGUCUGCUUGGUAAAGCAUGUCAGGGUGCUCUAAAAUUGGCCGGGCAAAGCGAAGAUAUGCAACGACAAGCAUAUCUUUUUGGCAAGCAUUUGUCGUUGGCAUGGCAGGCAUGUUUAGAUGCCGAGCCCUUUCAGAGUAGUACACUACCGAUGGAUACCACAUUUAGUCUGGUAAGCGCGCCAGUUCUAUUUCAACUUGAAUACGACCCUUCACUGUAUGAUGAAAUUGAAAAAGGGCGAGUAUCAGUAGAAAAUAUCGACUACACCAAGAUACACAAAUCAAUUCUAGCUGGGCCCGGUCUGGAAAAGACCAAAGCUUUACAGCGCAAACAUACGACGGCAGCAAUGGAAGUGUUAAAAAAAUUCCCUCCUACUGAUGCACGCACAGCUUUGGAAAACAUUAUUCUAGCAAUGCAGGACUUGUAAUUAGAGAUAAAAAUGCACAAAACAAUUUGACCGAUAACAAAUAAAGUCGGAUAUUUAGUUUUUGUACUAUCUUAUAUAAUAUUUAUUUAACCUCUUCGGUUAUUGACUCAUUACAAUUGUUGUUUUUUUACUCUAUGUUAAGCAAAUAUAUACUUAAUUUUCUA